Messenger RNA from Mesitornis unicolor (brown roatelo), 2136 nucleotides. RefSeq names its product sushi, nidogen and EGF-like domain-containing protein 1. Gene Ontology annotation, molecular function: calcium ion binding; protein binding. The transcript is spliced from 15 exons. The annotation marks the transcript as partial. The record is from RefSeq and is a predicted model, not a curated record. Gene Ontology annotation, biological process: heterophilic cell-cell adhesion; establishment or maintenance of epithelial cell apical/basal polarity. Gene Ontology annotation, cellular component: plasma membrane; protein-containing complex. NCBI's taxonomy places the organism in Eukaryota, Metazoa, Chordata, Aves, Mesitornithiformes, Mesitornithidae.
CCAGAGGUUGACUGCGGCGUCCCCAGCGAGGUGAAGCACGCCCAGGCCUCUUUCAACUCCACCAAGGUGGGCUCACUGGCUGAAUACCAAUGCGAGCUGGGCUACACCCUCAGUCUGCACAACCACCCCCGCAUCUGCCGCUCACCGGGCGUCUGGAGCGACCCCCCCGAAUGUGAUGAGAUUGAUGAGUGCCGGUCGCAGCCCUGCCUGAACGGCGGCCAGUGCAAGGACCGCAUCGCCGAGUUCCUGUGCCUGUGUGAGCCGGGUUAUGCUGGCCACCACUGCGAGCUGGAUGUCGAUGAGUGCCAGUCGGAGCCCUGCAAGAAUGGCGGGACCUGCCGGGACCUUCCCGGCGCCUUCGCUUGCCACUGUCCUGAGGGCUUUGUGGGCACCCAGUGUGAGACAGGUAGGGACUUGCCCUUCCCGGGGCAGUGAGAGGCUGGACUGUGGGCACUGGGGUGCAGCAAGUACCAGCACUGGGCUGGGUGGCUGGUUGCCACGGCCAGUGCCCCCUGCUUCCCCAGCCCCUGCGGCGGCAGAGGCUACUGCCUGCCCAGCAACGGCACCCACAGCUGUACCUGCAAAGUCAGCUUCACAGGCAAGAGCUGCGAAAAAGAAUUGCUGCCACCAACCUCAUUAAAGGUGGAAAGGGUGGAGGACACUGGUGUGUUGAUUUCUUGGCACCCACCUGAGGACGCAGCCGCCAGGCAACUCAUUGACGGCUACGCCGUGACGUACGUAUCCCUCGACGGCUCUUACCGCAGGACAGAUUUUGUGGACCGAAGUCGUUCUGCCCACCAAUUGCGGGCAUUAGCCUCCGGCAGAGCCUACAAUAUUUCUGUCUUUUCAGUCAAACGCAACGUGAACAACAAGAAUGAUAUCAGCAGGCCUGUCAUGCUCACCACGCGCACUAGACCGCGUCCGGUGGAAGGCUUUGAGAUCACGAACGUGACGGCCAGCGCCAUCACAGUGCAAUGGGCGCUCCACCGUCUCACGCACUCCACCGUCAGUCGGGUGCGGGUCUCCAUCCGCCAGCCAGGGGACCUGGCAGCCCGCACAGUGGAGCUGAACAGCAGCGUGGCCAAAUACACCUUCCUGGACCUGCAGCCAGGAGAGCGGUACAUUGUCCAUGUCACCACGCUGAGUGGCCUGGGGACGGAAGACCACCCCUCAGAGAGCCUGGCCAUGGCCCCCUUCCACGUCUGGACCAGGCCUCUUCCUCCUCAAAACCUCACCGCCUCCCGUGUCACUGCCACCUCCGUGUCCAUGGCAUGGGAGCAGCCGCCCACCGGUGCUGUGGAGGGGUACAUCAUCAACGUCACCACCACUCAGAGCGUGAAGAGCCGCUAUGUGCCCAACGGGAAGCUGGUGUCCUACACAGUGCGGGACCUGCUCCCCGGGCAGCGGUACCGCCUGUCUGUAACAGCUGUGCAGAACACAGAGCAAGGCCAAGUGCACAGCGAGCCCAUCCACCUCUACAUCACCACCCUGCAGAGGGAUGGGGCUCCAGAGAGACGGUGGAGCCAAGCCGGACACCCCCGCGUCCUGCGCAACAGACUGCCCCCGGCUUUCCUCCCUGAGCUCCGCUUGCUGGCGGAUCACGAUGCAGCCGAGGAGCCCUCGCCAGCCCCCAGGUUCACUGAGCUGGUGGAUGGCAGAGGGAGGAUCAGCACCAGGUUCGGCACUGCACCAGGCAAAUCCAUCACCGUGAAGACGCAGCCGGAGGCUCCAGUGAAGCUGGAGAACGCAGAGGUGUCCAGCCAGGGCAGCCUGGUGCUGCAGCUGCGUCAGGCAAAGAGCAAGAGAGAGGGGCAGAACUGCUCCCCCAACCCCUGCAGGAACGGAGGCACCUGCACCGGGGAUGCCCAGGCCCACCACUGCCACUGCCACCCCGGGUUCAAGGGCCGGCUCUGCGAGCGGGUGACAGCCUGCAAGAAGGUGCCACACUCGUGCACGCGGCUGUACGCGGAAACCAAGUCAUUGCCCGUGUGGGAAGGAGGCACCUGCCACUACCUGUACAGGAGAGUCUACAAGGCACACACAGCUGUCUGCUACAAGGAGAGCUGUGAGAGCACCGCUUCCUGGAAGACAACCAGCAGAAAACCCAGCACCAGUCACACACUGAAGAAGCCAUAG